Ictalurus punctatus (channel catfish) is the source of this 1116-nucleotide messenger RNA. RefSeq names its product PTTG1 interacting protein b (gene pttg1ipb). Gene Ontology annotation, biological process: protein import into nucleus. The coding region runs from base 70 to 570 and encodes 166 amino acids. Gene Ontology annotation, cellular component: nucleus; cytoplasm. NCBI's taxonomy places the organism in Eukaryota, Metazoa, Chordata, Actinopteri, Siluriformes, Ictaluridae. The transcript has 7 exons. The record is from RefSeq and is a predicted model, not a curated record.
AAACUCUGAGGCGGGGUUUCCACACUACAGGCUGUAGUUAGCAUGUUAACACAGUUAGCCUAGCGCACCAUGGGGUCGGUUCGGGUUGUGUUUAUGUUUUCUGCGCUGUUUAUGGCUUUCAGAUGGACGGAUAUUUCAGCACAGAUCAAUUGUAUUAUGAAGUCGAACACCAGCUGUGCAGAGUGUGUGUCCAAUAUCACAUGUUUAUGGUGCAGCAGGACUCAGCAGUGUUUGGAUUACCCGGUGCGGACUCUCCUCCCUCCGCACAGUCUGUGUCCCCUUAAUGAUGCGCGCUGGGGCAACUGCUGGGUGAACUUCCAGACUCUGAUCAUUACGAUGUGUGUGAUUGGUGGUGUGAUCAUCAUCUCUGUGUUCAUCUGUUGCUUCUGCUGCUGCAAGUGUGAGAACUUUGGAUCUAAGCGUACAAAUGAACAUGUGGAGAGAGAGGCUGAGAUCAGACGAGUCCGACACGGGGAGAGGAAAGCAGAGAUGAGAUCGAGACAUGAUGAGAUCAGGAAGAAAUACGGUCUGAUGAAGGAGAACCCGUACUCCAGAUUUGAGAACAACUAACACAAACUCACAUGCUUACACACACCUCUACUACUGGCGUGCUGAUUUGCUGCUGAAGCAGUGUAAACUCUCUCAUAUUAUUCUGUUGAAUUUUUCUUGUUGUUGUUAUUAUGGUUGUUGUUUAUUAUUGUUAUUUAUGCCAUGCAAUGUUGCUGCAGUUUGUCUCCUGUACUGUGAAGGUGCCACAUUUCUGUCUAUAUGAGAAAUCCUUCUCUCAUAUUUCAGGACUGAAAGAUGUUUUAUUAUAUUUAAUAAUGAUUAUUAAAACUAAUUAUUUUAAAUUAGUUUUAUCACACACAAAGUGCCAUCAAACUGAGGAGCUAUUUCAUGGGCAAUCUGUACACUGAUGCUUUAUAAAAGGAGGAAGUUAAAUAUAAAUACAUUUCUACAGGCAGUGUGUACUGUCUUUACUGUACUUUAGAUCACUUCACUCACCUCACUCCUGCAUUUCACUUUAAUUUUGUACAUAGUUUUUCUGAAAGAUUCUUUGAUUACUAUAUGUAUGAAUAUAUAUUUCUAAAUAAACUGAACAGUGUGCUCUGUUUU